Molecule: messenger RNA, 11040 nt
Organism: Pecten maximus
Lineage: Eukaryota; Metazoa; Mollusca; Bivalvia; Pectinida; Pectinidae
Exons: 4
Coding region: 762-6053 (1763 amino acids)
Source: RefSeq, a predicted model, not a curated record
GGCUGUAUGGGGAUGUUGACGCCACAGAUUCACACACCUGAGUUUUAGAUGUAAUUGUGGGUAGUAACAUACCAUUUCAAGUUGACUGAUUCAUUUCUGUGUUUCCAAAACAGUGGAUUAACAACUUGACCCGGAUUAGAAUAUAUUUAAUUUCUUGAUUUCUCGUUAACGUGAAAAUUGUGGUGUGGUUGUUUUCUUAUCAAAGGAUACAGUAGCUGUUCACAUUGUCCUACAAGUAGGAAAACUGCACUCUGUAUGUAAGGAAUUAAGUAACUAUUAACAUUGCCUGCACAGUAGUCACACGUGGAGUAGUGUAGUUUUAUAGUACUCGUUUAACACACAAUUAUCGUGUUUCAUUAAAACAGUUUCUAUUGCAAGGCAAAGACAAAGCACAGUCUAUAUUCUGCUCCAUUGCUCAUUGCCUCAACACGUGAAUACCAACUGUUAAUCCUACAUGCUGAAAAUCUAGCUUGUCAUCGCAUACCUGUGCACCGUACAUAUACGUGAAGCGUAAUUACGACGGACUUGACUGAGGACGAAUGAGCUCCGGGCGUCUGAUUUCCCCGUCCAAUUCCAGCCCCGGGCCAGAGCUGGGUUGUCAGCGGAUACCGAUUACAUCAAUAGAUUGUUUGGGAUAUUGAACGAACGUCAUGAUUCUGGGUCAAAUGGAAGCUUGACUAGACGACCACGUGACCGGAUUGGAAUUAAACUAAAAUGCGAUGAUGAGUAUUAUUCCAUUUUGAUGAUACAUCACCCAGACCAUGGACAUAGACGAAUUAGAUGAACUGGCUGACGUCAAUUCACAAGUCCACAGUAACUUCGUCUCAAGAUUUUCUCUCUACAAACAUCAUGGCGGAAAAUUGUCGCUCAUCAAUUCUAAUACGGAGUUAUCUCCCUCUACUUUGGGUAGACAAACAUCUCGUAGGUCUUCGUCUUUGUCCUCGUUGUCGACAGAUUCCGGUUUCCCCAUGUCGUGCGGGUCCCCUUCUCCAUCUACUGAUGUUUCCUAUUUGGAGGACAUUGACCGGAAGUCCCGACGAACGUCGAAUGUCGUGACGUCACCAACAUCACCAACAUCACCAAAGCGGGUCACAUCAUACAAAAGUCUUCCGUCGCCAACGCGCUUCAUAUCUGUCUUCACUCCAAAGUGUGACUUAAGUUCAGAUAAAAUCAAUGAUGAUCAACUUCUUUCAAACUCUCAAAAAACAAAAUCACUUUCGAUGUCAAACUUGGCACCAUCAAAAUUUGAGUUGCGUCCACAGGAAUUUGAUAGUCAACCUGACGUGUCUCAAACUUUCACUUAUGACAAUGACAUCGAACAAAAAACAAUUCCGUUAAAGAGCUCAAACGAAUCUGGUGCUAGCCGCAUUGGAAAAGAAAUACAUAUUACAUGUCCGGUAAAUACGACACAAAGAGAGAACCCUCGUGAUAAUAUGAAGUGUGGUGAGGCGAAACAGUGUGAUUCGGAAUACCCUCUCAAAACAUCGUCUCCUCGAGUAGUUCGAUUGACUCGGCCUAUUAAAUUUCCCGCGGAUAUUCGGAAACCCUUUACCCCCAAUAGUCAUGACGUGUCGAAUAUUUCCCAGCCAUGUAGCCAUGAUACUAACACCGCACAACUUAUUGCCAAGAAUGCGGUUGAUUUAAAUCAUGGCAAUUAUUCAGACAUUGACACUGUGAAAGUCAGUGCCCCCGAACAACAUAAUCCGCUCGGAUCUUCAAAACUUUUUAGCCGUGCAGACCAAACCAUUACUGACAACUCGGCACAUGAUGUAGGGUACAGUAUUUUAAAACCAGAAAGGGUCACAAGCGACCUUACUGGUCAUCGUGGAGUUCGACACAGGAGUACCGUUACCCCAACCGAGUGUCAUACAAAACUCCCAUUCACGAUCUCGAAAUUUGAGGACACUGCGAAAACUGUGAGGAAGAGAAUCCCCCCGGGGAUGGUUGCGGACAUGAGACAAAUGUUUUCGGUACCAAUUAGAAGGCGGCAAACUAUGCCUGUUUUAUCGGACAUAAAAAAAUACAGAAGUGUUUUACAAAAUGAUGACACCAAUACAACAUUGGGCAUGACUCUACCCGGAAGUUCUCCGAAAAUAGGCGGAGAUAAAACGGAAAAUACCGAGCGUUAUUGCAGUGGUGAUUCUAGUCAAGUAGGAAAAGAGGAAAGUGUUACAGAAAAGUCAAACGCUGGUGAUAGUGAAACGAGAACUGACUUCAAGUCAUCAGAACCAACCGUUUAUGAACACAGCGACGAAUGUGACGAUGACAGUGCAGACGAUAAUGAACCGAUAACUAACUUACAAUCCUCAGAACCGACCAUCUAUUUUCAAAAUGGCAGUGUAAGGAAUGAACGCAACGAUGAAAGUGACGAUGACAGUGCAGACGAUAAUGGAACGAGAACUGACUUCCAAUCCUCAGAACCGACCGUCUAUAUUCAAAAUGGUAGUGUAAAGAAUGAACUUAACGACGAAAGUGACGAUGAGAGUGCCGAUGAAAAUGAAACUGUUGAGUAUAGUCCUGACUUACAAACAUCUGAACUGAACUUUUACAUUCAGAACGGAAGCAUCGUGGACGGAGAAGACGAUAAAAGUGAUAUUUCCAAUGUGUUGGCGGAGUAUUCCGACGAUUCUGAGGUGUUGGCGGAGUAUUCCGACGAUUCUGAUGUUGUUAAUGAAGACUAUAAUGUUUGUGCUAGUAAAGACGACAUAGUAUUUAACGCGAGACAACCGAAUGACCCGCCGUCUACACUAAGAACCCCAUCGUACAUUGACAAUAUCUUAAGGCUUAGCAGAACGGAUCUAAAUCAUGUCGGCGCAGAACUGAAGGAAGCGAAAACAAACGAUAGUUUUGAAAUUGAUAAUGAAAAUGACAGAAAGCAAAACAUAUCAUUUGAUAGUGUAGAAAUGACAACAGUCGACGAGGGCGAUGAUAUUGUUAAUGGCGAUGUUACGUUAGAAAACGAUUCGAGCUAUAUACCUCAAAGGAAGGUCAACAUGUAUUCUGUGAUUAACGAAUUCAAGGAUAAUGACACACUAAAACGUCAAUCAAAUCUGUGCACGUGCAUCAAUUUACACACGCGCGAGGAUUCACAUGAUGAUGAUAACACUAAUACACAAACGAAGGGUGUGGACGAUCAGUGUGACGUCAGGAAUGUACUACCAACUGACAGAACGGCCGCCUUACAUACCAAACCCAGAGCUCGUACAGGUGAGAUUGUAAGUAAAGGCAAAAGUCGUUUGAAGACUGACAAGAAAAAUGAACAAAUACAACAGAUAGGUGGGAUAAACUGUUCCAGAAUCAACGUUUCACCUGUGGCCAUUGGAAAUAAAUGCACUGAUGUAGAUUCGUCCAUUAAUAACACGCCAACGAGGUCUCAUGUCACCUUUGAUAAACCGCGAGCAGACGAUAAAUUCAUCGAAGCGUGGCCGACUCCAGGCGAAAGGGAUAAACCUGAAGAUCACGUGGCCUUAACGAAUAAUACAUCGCCACAGGUAGAAUCAAAACACUGCAGUACUCCGACAGACGUCGUACCUGACGGAUUUUCAUCCCAUUCGGAUUUUAACGGUGGUUUUUCGCGAGGUAUAGACAAUAUGCCUGAAAGAUCUGCAGGUACAAGUAAUAAUUUUUCUGAAAUCUCAGAAUAUACAGGAGGGAAAAAAGUGACGACAAGAACUUCGACGACGGACGUCAAUAUGAAUGAAACAUCCGAGGAGGCGAAACAGACAUUGAAUAUACUGGCCGAGGCAAUGUCAAAACUUAACGGCGAUAACAAUGACGAUAUCCUACCCGAGAUCAAACAGUCUGUCGCCAAACUAGACGGUGGUAACCUGGUUAUAACGACCUUGACCCGGAAAAUUAUUGAGGAGGAAGAGGCGGUGUCGUCCGGACGGGGAACUCCCCUUCCGGAUUAUAAUGACGUGUUCUAUGUUAGGGACCAUAAGGGCAAUGUUUACAUGGUGGAGGAUUUGACGGAGGACUCUCAAGAAAGUGCUUACUACAGUUCAUCUAAUGUCAGCCAGGAAAAUGAUUAUAAUAGAAUACACAAUCUACGAUCAAUCGGCCAGACUAACAUUGACCACUCCACAGCCGAAGAGGUUCUUCUAGGGUUGUACAACCAGGGCCGGAGUACCGUCCAAAUCGAGGAGAUCGACGAGAACGAAAAGCAACUUGUCGUUCAUAAAGGUAAUACAGCGGCCAGCUUACAGAACCAGUAUUCUACCGAUAGCUCCUUUAACAAGCAGAGUUCUAAAUACGAGUACGACACGUGCAAUGGCGCCCCACAGGUACAAGCCACGGGAGGACCACGCUCCACCUCAAAAAUCAAGACUAUCAAACAAUGUUAUGAGAUGACCACAGAUGGCAGAAACAACAAAGAUGGACAACCUAGUGAAGAGGAUAUCAAAAUGGAGACGGAGGAAACGUCAACAAUCAAGAAUAUGGACAGUUCUGGAUGUAAAACCAUGUCAUCUAGCUUCCGGUAUCAGACCGACGCUAGUCUGUUACCGCAAGUCCAACAGGAAGUCCAAGUUAUGCUUCCUCCUCCCAUGAUACUACCUCCGGUGCAGCCAAAGUUGGUGCAGCUGGACAUGACACCGAUACUUCCGGUCAGACAGGAACUGCCAUUGAUGACUACAGUUCCUGUAACGACAACUAAAGUUACUGAGAGUACCAGUGAUAGGAUCGUAACUAGUACUGAGGAUAACGACGCUAAAAUGAAACUUUCUGAACACGGAAGGCCCGUGUACAAAUCGGUAGCUCUCGUGAAGGGACCAUAUGAAGCUCCAAAAUGGCAAGUAACGAAAACCAAACACGAAAAAGUAAAUGAAGAUAAUGAGGAUUCUAAACGUUACAAAAUCGUCAGAUCACACGCGUCUAACGAAACACAACAACGGGAACUGUCGUUUCAGAACUCCUCGUCGAUGUUUCAUAAGGUAAGCGGUUCUAUGAACAGAGGAGCCGUGAACGAGAGCCAGAACAUGUACAAGAGUGAACAAGUGAUUCAUAUGAACGGUGGUCCAGUUGUGGAGCCUAAGAUCCACCGGACUCGGAUAGACGUAUCCUCGCCCCCACUUCCUCGUAUGGAUUACGGUGAUCGGGAUGCAUGCGAAUAUUCAGAAUCAAAUAGGACUAUCACAACGCAAAAACUUCAGUCGGAACCGGGAUUUCCCGCUCGAGUACCAUCGCCACCUAGGUUUUCAGCUUCCACGGCCGAGAAAGAUAUGAUGGUUGUUCGCGGGAAUAUUCUCAUCAAAAACACGAUGGAUCAGGGAUUAGAACAGUUUAAUGACAACAUUAAUAUGUUCAGUAAGGGAUUCAAUAUGUGUAAACAGAACCCUCUUUAUCAGAGCGAUGAGGAUUUACAGAGACGUCUAGCCGAGGAGGAGGAGAGGGAGCGAACACGUCAAAUGAACCAGGAGCUCGCCUUCGAGACCUGUGAUCGAUACUCAAAGUCUAAACACGUCAAAAGAGACCAGCCACCGGCGGGCCGACAGCAUUUGACAAGCCAGCUUCUCCUAUCUAAACUCUCUAACAUCGACGUAAAGGACAUCCGCCAGCACAUCGACGUACAACACCACAAUGAAGAUAUAUACGGCGACGCCCGCUUCAUGCACGCCGACGGAAGUUCGACUCAGGAAGGCGCCAAUAACUUUGAUUCCGUCAACGAGAAUAUCGACCUGGUGAUGCGUGGCGGUAAGGCGUACAUCACCAUCACGGUCACGGCGGAGAGGUACACUCCCAUUGACAAGGAGUUCAACGUUUGGCGGAAAAGUCAGGCGGUCGUCACAAGGGUGAUCGAGAUUGACUUCCUCGCCAACGAGCAGCGAAGACGAUUGUACAUGAGUGUGAUGGAAAGGGCGGGAGAAUGUGAAGGCGAGGCCGACCGCAAUGGUUGUAGCUCUCGGGGUCAAGAACGUGUGCUUUCAACAAAAGAAACCCUUGAUUUGUUUUCUGAAAUAAUGGAUGCUACAGAAGGGGAGGGGGACCUCGAGGAUAUUACUGUAAAAACAAAACAACACAGAACAACACUCCCCCCUCACGACUUCCUUUACUGAGAGUCUAGCCCUCCCCCUCACGACUUUCUCUACUGAGAGUCUAGUCCCCCUCACGACUUCCUCUACUGAGAGUCUAGCCCUCCCCCUCAUGACUUCCUCUACUGAGAGUCUAGUCACCCCUCACGACUUCCUCUACUGAGAGUCUAGCCCUCUCCCUCAUGACUUCCUCUACUGAGAGUCUAGUCACCCCUCACGACUUCCUCUACUGAAAGUCUAGCCCUCUCCCUCAUGACUUCCUCUACUGAGAGUCUAGCCCUCCCCCUCGCAACAUUCUCUACUGAUAGUCUAGCCCUCUCCCUCAUGACUUCCUCUACUGAGAGUCUAGCCCUCCCCCUCGCAACGUUCUCUACUGAGAGUCUAGCCCUCCACCUCAUGACAUUCUCUACUGAGAGUCUAGCCCUCCACCACCUCACGACUUCCUGUACUGAGAGUCUAGCCCUCCCUCCUCACGAUUUCCUCUACUGAGAGUCUAGCCCUCCACCUCACGACUUCCUCUACUGAUAGUCUAGCCCUCCCCCUCAUGACAUUCUCUACUGAGAGUCUAGCCCUCCACCACCUCACGACUUCCUCUACUGAGAGUCUAGCCCUCCAGCUCACGACUUCCUGUACUGAGAGUCUAGUCCUCCCCCCUCACGACUUCCUGUACUGAGAGUCUAGCCCUCCACCUCACGACUUCUUGUCCUGAGAGUCUGGUCCCCCCUCACGACUUCCUGUACUGAGAGUCUAGCCCUCCCUCCUUACGACUUCCUCUACUGAGAGUCUAGCCCUCCCUCUCACGACUUCCUCUACUGAGAGUCUAGCCCUCCACCACCUCACGACUUCCUCUACUGAGAGUCUAGCCCUCCCCCUCGCAACGUUCUCUACUGAGAGUCUAGCCCUCCCUCCUCACGAUUUCCUCUACUGAGAGUCUAGCCCUCCACCUCACGACUUCCUCUACUGAUAGUCUAGCCCUCCACCUCAUGACAUUCUCUACUGAGAGUCUAGCCCUCCACCACCUCACGACUUCCUGUACUGAGAGUCUAGCCCUCCACCACCUCACGACUUCCUGUACUGAGAGUCUAGCCCUCCCUCCUCACGACUUCCUCUACUGAGAGUCUAGCCCUCCCUCCUCACGACUUCCUCUACCGAGAGUCUAGCCCUCUCUCCUCACGACUUCCUCUACUGAGAGUCUAGUCCUCCCUCCUCACCACUUCCUGUACUGAGUGUACAGGUUUCAAAGAUGGGCCGUGCAGCAGCGUGAAAAAUGUAGCUAAGUGCGAGAUUUUUAGAUUUGCAAUGUGACACGAUAACACAUAGAUAUUAGCAUAUACUUUCACCACGUAAAAGACUAUCACGUGUUUCGUGGACUGAAGCCUAGUGUUCGAAUUCCAAAAUAUCACAAGUGUGGCAGCAUAUCUUCUACUCUGAGAAGUUACCUUCUGGGCUUUACACAUCCAGUAUAGUCAUGGUUUUAACUGGAAAAUGUUGUCAACUGAAGCUCUACAAGUGGUUGCUAGAGUUAAAUAUGUAUCGUUUGGUGAUAACGUGGCGAUAUUCUGUGGGCACAAUUACUUAAAUGGUUUUCGUUGAGGAGUAAUUUCGGCCAUGUUAAGUGAUUUGCGUGUGUUCUCUUGACCACGUCGCCACGACAGAUAUCAAACCGGUCUAAUAUUGGGUUGUCAUAGAUGAUACGAGAUAGGAAACACUUAUAAUCUAUUUUGUCUCUCCGGUCACUUGUCUGAUUAAAUUAUCCACGACGUACCGUGUACAUCAUAAGGCUUAUGACGAUACGAUCACAUCCCUCCAGGCCUCGCGUAAUCCUGACCCUAAAAGGUCAGUCCUUUCCUAUUCUCAGGACAAGUCGAGUGGAGAGGAAAUCAGAAAUAACACAAUGCACGACCUAUGUAGACCUACAUGCUGAUUCUGGUGAAAUAACGGCAGCAGGGAUGUUGAUGUUCAAGGACGGUACCUCUAUAUAUCUUAAGAUGUUUCCUUAAGGUGUCUGAUGUCAAAUUAAAAGUUGACAGUUAUGUAAUUAUAAAGAAGUGUGGGUAGACGGGCGAUCAUGCGCGUAUGUAUCGUGUUAUUAAUAGAUUAUUGUUUGUGACAGACGAGAAAUGCGGGGUCUUAUAUCUUAGUGUUCUGUACCUUUCUUACUCACGUGACCACAUGUCAGAACAGGUGUUGUGUACGUAAACAAUUUACAUAUGAUAUACCUGAUUUCCGGAUUGGUGAGGUCAGUUGUAUACUGCCGAUUUAGAUAUAAACAUGGUUAUAUAUAUAUAUAUAUAUAUAUCCGGACUGAUGUGGUCACUUAGGUGCUAAGUCAGUUCAAAUAUAAACAUGAAGAAUUGCAUUUCCUUAAAGUGUUUUAAGGUUACACGUGUUUGACAUGUAUAUGCUAAUUUGUAAUGUAAACAUUGACAAAGCAUUUGUGAUUGUACAGCAUUCAUACUUUUUAUUUAUCGAAUUAUGUAUAUUACCUGUCUGACUUGUUUCCGCUAACUGUAUGUUCCAUGACGUUCAGCCAUCGGCUAAUCUACUGGUGAAGUCUGCCUUACACGAACGAAGAGAGGGGUAAUGAUUCAUUGUGAAAACUCGUCCUGUAUGGAGGUGAAGAAACAUUUAUUAUCUUGCAUUUUUAAAUGCUUAGGUCUUGAUGACCGGUCACGUGUUCAGAAUCUGUUACCACGACAUACUAGACAAAUAUAUGCCUUUAUUUUGUUCAUAUGGCGGUGAUGUAAGCAUAAAUUGUUGUUUCUACCAGAAUAUUUCUGUUAUAAACCCAUUUAAAAUGACGCGUGUAUUUUUUUUUUUUUUUUUACUGUUUUUUUGGUUUUUUUUUUGUCUGGCACGGUGCCAUUAGAUUAUGAACCAAAGAUUACAGUACACUUUGUUGCUGUUUGAUCAUAAGUAUCAAGACUAUUUAAACGUUACGAAGUUUGUGAAACCAGGGUCAUGUGACCAUACAAGCUACUUACUUAAUAUACAAGAAUGGCCAAAACGUAUUCCACAAGACAGAGUGACAAGGGACGAAUUAUAAUAUCUUACUGGAAUUUGAACAACAGAACUUGACAAAUGUGUGGCAGAAAAAACAAAUUGUCAUCACAACAGCUUAAAACACAACCACCGGAACUUGAUAUAUAAUAUGUCUUAUAUAAAGAUACGUCUUAUAUGAAUAGGGCACGUAUGGAUAUGUUUUGUAAAUAAAUGUCAUGCCGUACGUAUACAUGUUAAAUACUCGUAUAUGUCUAUAGAUAAGUCAUGUAUAGACAGUCUUGUAUAGAUAAGACAUGUCUUAAUAUAGAUAUGUCAUGUAUAGACAGUCUUGUAUAGAUAAGACAUGUCUUAAUAUAGAUAUGUCAUGUAUAGACAGUCUUGUAUAGAUAAGACAUGUCUUAAUAUAGAUACGUCACGUAUAAACAGUCUUAUAUAGUCAUAUAUAGGUAUGUCUAUAUAUAGAUACGUGUAAAUGUGUAAUAAAAAUGUCAUGUAUAGAUGUCUUGACCCUGUCAGACUAAACCCUGGUUCCGUGGUCAGUGGACCUGGUCGUUACCGUCUGGGCCUUCAAUGUGUUUUCCUCGGUUUUAUUGAUUGAUAUACAUUCACAUUAUAUAAAAUACACGUUAUGUCGUAAACACCAGAUUCUGUUUCCUUUCCUCUUGAUUUUUCGUUGAUAAAGCAGUCAAGCAGUUAAAAAACGUUAUUGUUGGUAACAUAUAGCUUUAAAGCUGCUGUUUACCAGUGAAAUAUCGAUUUGAUAAAAUCUGCGAGGAAAAUAUAGGAAAUGCGUAUCUAUACUCGAUAAAUCAUUAAUUUGAUAGAACUAUGACUAAGGUCCGAAGCUGUAGAUUUUAUUUGGUUGUACAUGAAGCGACGUUGGAAUAAAUUGUUUUGGUACAGACACACUGAGGUAUUUGUUUCACUACAUACUUACUUACUUAGUAUAAAAAACAAAUGCAUGUACUGUAAAUAAAAAAUAUUAAUGUGUCCUCGUAUUUCACAAGUAUGACAGAGCAUACCAAUGUUAUCGAUGUACAUGUCAUACUGCUGAGAUAUGUAUGGUAUUGAAUGUUUAAAACUAUUACAUUUAUUAUUUUGUGUAAUGUAUAUGAUGAUUACCAAAGCAUCUUUGUGACAAAAAUGUUGAACUUUACAUCGUUAGUUUUUACUGUCAGAUAUGUUGUUACUUAAUCUGAUAUACGGGGUUCAUGACUUUGUCUUACUUAUGUAAAUCACGGUGCAAUAUCAUACAUUUACGAGUAUUUGUGGUCUAUAUUGUAUAUACAUUUACCAUGUACGUACAUACCAAAGUCUUGACCAGAUGUGACAUUAAUAUAAAAUACUGUGAUCUUGACCGGAUGUUACAUGUACAUAUACAUAACCGAGACUUGACCGGAUGUACCAACCACAUGUACGUAUAUAUGUAUGUAACAGGGACUUGACCGGAUGUAACAGUUACAUGUACGUAUACAUAACCGAGACUUGACCGGAUGUACCAACCACAUGAACGUUUAUAUGUUCGUAACAGGGACUUGACCGGAAGUAGCAGUUUCAUGUACGUAUAUAUGUUCGUAACGGGGACUUGACCGGAAGUAACAGUCAAUGGUACGUAUACAUAGCCGAGACUUGACCGGAUGUAACAGUUCAUGUACGUAUAUAUGUAUGAACAGGGACUUGACCGGAUGUAAAAGUUUCAUGAACGUAUAUAUAACCGGGACUUGACCGGAAGUAACAGUUACAUGUUCGUCACCUGGACUUGACCGGAUGUAACAGUUACAUGUAACCGGAUCUAUUGAUAUACGUGUAUGUACAUAUUUAAAAAUUUAGUUGAAAUUUAAGUAAUGGGGAGUACAUAGAGAUAUAGACUGUGCUUUCAUUUAUAAUUAUAUCGUAAUCAAAAUCAGAUUGAAUGACACAGGUGCUGUUACUUAUAUUUUGUGUGCCUAGCUAUACCAUGUAUAUACAUAUACGUGCCUUUAUACAGCAAUAAAAUCAUAACACUUAA